AUGGCAGCGACUGUUGUCCGUCGGCGUAUCCUCGUGGCGUUAAGGACACACAUUUGGCGGAGGAAGGAGUUAUCAGGCAACCGGCGGGUGUCCUCGCUACUGCCAAACAACCACGGCGGGGCUGGCGAUAACGUACAGCCGGACCGGAGGGCUCCAGCUUCGGAUACAGGAGGAGAAGGAUAUUACCGCAGCCGGUCCCGCCUGCUUCUGUCGUUGUCCGUGGGCUUGGGACUCUGCGGUACCGCGCUUCUGGACCGACAAGAGGACUGCGCAUCAAGUGACCCCGCAUCACGCUGGGUGCUCGAACGCCUCCUCCCGUCAGCUGAGUGCGCGUCCGUCUUUAAACCAGACACUCCUCGGUAUAAAUACAACUUUAUCGCAGAUGUCGUAGAAAAGUCAACUCCAGCGGUUGUUUACAUCGAAAUAUUGGGAAGGCACCCCUUUUCCGGGAGGGAAGUGGCUGUGUCAAAUGGCUCCGGCUUUAUCAUCAGCAGCGAUGGCCUUAUUGUGACCAACGCUCACGUGGUGGCCAACAAGCGAGGCGUCCGCGUCAAGCUCACGAACGGAGAGACGUACAACGCGUCCGUGCAAGAUGUCGAUCCAGUGGCGGACAUCGCUACCAUCAAAAUAUCUGCAAAGAACGCUCUGCCAACACUACCGCUAGGCCGUUCGUCGGACGUACGUCAAGGAGAGUUUGUGGUGGCUAUGGGAAGCCCCUUUUCAUUACGGAACACCAUCACGUCGGGGAUCGUCAGUUCGGUGCAGAGGGGCAGUAAGGAGCUCGGCCUGUCCAACCACAACAUGGAUUACAUUCAGACUGACGCAGCAAUCGACUUUGGCAAUUCGGGAGGUCCACUGAUCAACCUGGAUGGUGAGGUCAUCGGGAUCAACACUAUGAAGGUCACUCCGGGCAUCUCCUUCGCCAUCCCGUCCGAUCGCCUGAGGCUUUUUCUUGAUCAAGCCACCAAGAAAAAAAGUUCCUGGUUCGGCGAGUCUGAGACAAAGCGGCGGUACAUCGGUGUCAUCAUGCUAACGCUGACGCCAAGCAUCAUCGCCCAGCUAAAGCUGAGAGAUCCAGCUUUCCCAGAAGUGACACAUGGUAUUCUGAUCACCAAAGUAAUCGUGGGCUCCCCGGCACAAAGAGCCGGCCUCCUGCCAGGAGACGUCGUGCUGGAGAUCAACAGAGGGACGGUGAACACCGCGGAGGAGAUCUACACGGCUGUGCGGAAUAGUGACAAGAUCACAGUGGUGGUGCAACGCGGAGAAGAGCAGCUGAAACUGCAAAUGACUCCUGAGUACACAGAGUGA
Molecule: messenger RNA, 1308 nt
Organism: Nerophis lumbriciformis (worm pipefish)
Lineage: Eukaryota; Metazoa; Chordata; Actinopteri; Syngnathiformes; Syngnathidae
Source: RefSeq, a predicted model, not a curated record